GUCGAUGCUCGAAAGAGCAGGAGAAACUUCCGCUUGAGAGGGAGAGCAAGCGCACAUGGAGAUAAGAAAAUGCGCUUAUUAGGUGGCAUGCACUGGCACUGGGACUUCUGCUGUGUUGUUAUUGUUUGGCUUUUGUGAUUAGUGUUAAGAUCCCGCCAAAAAUGUUGCCGCCGCGUGUGUUUUGUUAUUUGGUAUGUCGUGUAGUUUUUGAACAAAUGGUCCCACCUCUUGUUUUAGGAUCUUUGAAUGUCCUGUCCUCCUCCUGUACUUUGUGCAGCGCAGCAUGUUUAAGGGUUAAGUAAGCGCCAUGCGAUAGAAUCAUUGCGGUUUUAAUCAAGUCUGUUUAUCGGAAUAGGAUCCACACAAUUUUUUGAAUUUGGGGACGUAUGUGAUUAAAACUGAUUCUAUAUGGUGCUGCUGAGGACUAGUUUUUAGAAUAUGUAGGAAGAAUUAGGAUUCAUGGAUCUCGCAUUCUGUAGAUCUUCUGUCGUAGUAUACCUUAAUGUACAGAGACGGAGUCAUUAUGAACACUUCCAUUCCAUUCCCCGAUGUUCCUAUGAGGCUUGCAAACUUAAUUCUUCCAAAACCAGUUUGGAGACAUCUGUUCAAUGGGACUCUGCAGAAUGAUAUGGUUGGUAUGUUUGUUGGGUAUUCAAAUGCAUUCUAUAUAAUUUUUGCUAAAUCCAAGUCUUAAACAAUGAAAUUGGGAUUUUUGUUCAAAUAACAUUCAGCUUUUGGAUUACAAAGAUAGAUAUUCUGGGAUUUGGGCUUAAGCCGUGGUCUAUCCCAUAUAGUUUUCAGCCACUAGUACUGCAUGAUUAAUGAUUAGUUUGCCUGCCGAUGUCAAAACCUGUAUCUAUCCACCCUUAUUUUUAUGAUUACGGCCGGGAAAAUAACGAAAGUCGAAAACUCAAAUGACCAGAAAAGCCAAAGCUAUGUGAGAGAAAAAAAUCUAACCCAAGCACCUGAAUGUGUGGAUAAUAUUUGCCACAACCAAACGAGUGGACAUCCUUUUUAUCACUGAGAUUUCUUGAUAAUUCAAUCGACACUCCUCCCCUGUUUCUGCUUUCCAGCAUCUCCAAUCCUCUCUCCAUUCACUGCCACUUCCUUCUCACUCACAUACUCUCACCUUCCAUGGCUGCAAUCACAAAUCUAUUAUCAAAUUCACCUUCAUCUCUCUCACCCAUCCCCAGAAUCAACCCUCUAAUUACCUCCUUCCCUCUCUACGCAUUACCCAGCAAAUCUAAACCUCAGCAAUUCCACCUAAUAAGCACAAACAGAGCAAGCAGAGCAGACUUGACUAUAAAGGCCACAGCCGCAGCAAGAACAAAGAAAACACCAAGUGAUGAAAGAGUAAAACGAGUUCACAGCAUAGAAGAAUUCGAUGAAGCCCUUAAAUCCGCUAAAAACAGGCUCGUAGUGGUAGAAUACGCGGCGAGCCACAGCCAGCAGAGCAGCAAAAUCUACCCGUUCAUGGUCGAGCUCAGUAGGACCUGCGGUGAUGUUGAUUUCCUUCUCGUAAUGGGCGAUGAAUCGGAAAAAACAACAGAGCUCUGUAAAAGGGAGCAGGUCGAGAAGUUUCCACACUUCAGUUUCUACAAAAGCAUGGAAAAGGUUCACGAAGAGGAAGGGAUUGGGCCGGAUCAGCUUAUGGGGGAUGUGUUAUACUACGGUGACAGUCACUCCGGUGUGGAGCAGUUGCACUGCAGGGAAGAUGUGGAGAAAUUGAUCGAGGAUCACAAGGCGGAUCAUAAGCUGAUCGUGCUGGAUGUGGGACUGAAGCAUUGUGGGCCAUGUGUGAAAGUUUAUCCAACGGUGAUUAAGCUGUCACGGCAGAUGGAUUCGGUGGUGUUUGCGAGAAUGAACGGUGAUGAGAAUGAGAGCUGUAUGAAGUUCUUGAAGGACAUGAAUGUUAUUGAAGUGCCGACGUUUUUGUUUAUUAGAGAUGGAGAGAUUUGUGGAAGGUAUGUUGGGUCUGGGAAAGGCGAGCUUAUUGGUGAGAUUCUUAGAUAUCAAGGUGUUCGUGUCACAUAUUGAUGAUUUUGUCACAUAUUCAAUACUCAAAUGAAUAGUUUAUUUUA
Tripterygium wilfordii is the source of this 2081-nucleotide messenger RNA. RefSeq names its product thioredoxin-like protein CDSP32, chloroplastic. Bases 1135 to 2037 code for a protein of 300 amino acids. The transcript has a single exon. The record is from RefSeq and is a predicted model, not a curated record. NCBI's taxonomy places the organism in Eukaryota, Viridiplantae, Streptophyta, Magnoliopsida, Celastrales, Celastraceae. Gene Ontology annotation, molecular function: oxidoreductase activity, acting on a sulfur group of donors, disulfide as acceptor.